Nannospalax galili (Upper Galilee mountains blind mole rat) is the source of this 1254-nucleotide messenger RNA. Its product is annotated as importin subunit alpha-6. Gene Ontology annotation, cellular component: nucleoplasm; nucleus. The coding region runs from base 160 to 1254 and encodes 364 amino acids. The record is from RefSeq and is a predicted model, not a curated record. The transcript has 10 exons. Gene Ontology annotation, biological process: NLS-bearing protein import into nucleus. NCBI's taxonomy places the organism in Eukaryota, Metazoa, Chordata, Mammalia, Rodentia, Spalacidae. Gene Ontology annotation, molecular function: nuclear import signal receptor activity; protein binding.
CCGGCUGGGGUCUGAGGAAGGGGCGCCGGUGGCAGCCAUCUUUGGUUGCCAGCCGGGUUGCCGGGUGACACCCUCUAGGAGGAGCGUCUGCCCUGUUGUGUCUGCAGUCGACGUCGACGACGAGGACUGCAAGUCCCGGAGCCGGAGAGGACCUCUUGAAUGGAGGCUGCCACCGUACGGAAACGUCAGUGCCUGCCGAGGAGACAGGUGAACCCGGGGACGCUCCGACCCGCAUCCAAGCAGGCUCGCCUUCCAUCUGGACGCCGGCGACCCUGUGUUCCACGCCUUUGUCAGCCGUCUCUGCUCCAAGAUAAAAAAGUGAUGCAUGAUAGAUAUUCCAUGGCUAGCCCAGGGAAGGAUAACUAUAGAAUGAAAAGUUAUAAGAAUAAAGCUCUGAAUCCUCAAGAGAUGCGUAGGCGAAGAGAAGAAGAAGGAAUACAGCUUCGAAAACAAAAAAGGGAAGAACAGCUGUUCAAACGCAGAAAUGUCUCCUUGCCCAGAAAUGAUUACUGUAUGCUAGAGAGCCCCAUCCAGGAUCCAGACAUCAGCUCCACUGUGCCCAUUCCAGAGGAAGAAGUGAUUACCACAGAUAUGAUUCAGAUGAUUUUUUCCAAUAAUGCUGAACAGCAGCUAACAGCAACACAGAAAUUUAGAAAGCUGCUUUCUAAAGAACCCAACCCACCAAUAGAUCAAGUUAUACAGAAACCAGGAGUUGUACAGAGAUUUGUGAAAUUUCUUGAAAGAAAUGAAAAUUGUACUUUACAAUUUGAAGCUGCAUGGGCGUUAACUAAUAUAGCUUCUGGAACUUUCAUGCACACCAAGGUAGUGAUUGAAACUGGAGCUGUUCCAAUUUUUAUCAAACUUCUCAAUUCAGAACAUGAAGAUGUUCAGGAACAGGCGGUGUGGGCACUUGGCAACAUUGCUGGGGACAAUGCAGAAUGCAGAGAUUUUGUUUUGAAUUGUGAAAUACUUCCACCUCUUUUAGAGUUAUUAACAAAUUCAAACAGACUUACAACCAUCAGAAAUGCUGUAUGGGCCCUGUCAAAUUUAUGUAGAGGCAAAAACCCGCCUCCAAAUUUUAGUAAGGUUUCACCUUGCUUAAAUGUCUUACCACGAUUAUUGUUUAGCAGUGAUCCAGAUGUGUUAGCAGAUGUGUGCUGGGCCCUUUCUUAUCUCUCUGAUGGACCCAAUGAUAAGAUUCAAGUAGUCAUUGAUUCUGGAGUCUGUCGAAGAUUGGUGGAACUUUUGAUGUAA